CGGUCCAGGCUCAUGAUAUUUGCUUCACCAUGGUCAACCAGAAGGGCAACAAAUAUGGCAACUGUGGGCGGCUUUCCGAUGGCACUUUCAUCAGCUGCGCCAAGGGGGACGCCAAGUGCGGCAAGAUUCAGUGCCAGGGCGGUAACGAUCGGCCCAUCCUGGGCUCGAACGCGGAAAUCUUGGUGACGAACAUCAAGCUGGGGCCGCAGGAGUACAGCUGCCGGGGAACCUUCUUCAACUUUGGUGAAGACAUCGCCGAUCCCGCACUGGUGAUGCCGGGCACGGUCUGUGGGCACCGCAAGGCUUGCAUCAACCGAACGUGCCAGGAUAUCUCCAUGUUUCACGUUGAGGAAUGUCUACAGAAAUGUAACAGUCACGGGGUCUGUAACAGCAACGAGAACUGUCACUGUGAUGUGGGAUGGGCCCCCCCCCAUUGUAAGGACACUGGCUACGGAGGCAGCAUAGACAGUGGCCCAGUGCAGGACGUCCGAGGCCAAAGCACACUGUUAGCUGCCCUGCUCGUGCCCCUGCUGUUGUUUCUCUUGGUCGGAUUCGCCCUCUGCUACCGGAAACGGGAAUCGCUAAGGGCAGAGCUGCGCAAACUGGGCAAGGCGAGCCCCCCCCGUCACAGAUUUUGUAUGCUCAGAGAGCACUGCUGCCAGGAUAGCUUCUGCCCCCUGCUGUCCGGGGCUGCACACUUCCCCGGCCGACAAAUCAAUUCAGCAAACACGCAUUCCUUUGUGAACGAGACUGUCCACAGGGUUUAA
This is a messenger RNA of Rhincodon typus (whale shark), 767 nucleotides long. RefSeq names its product disintegrin and metalloproteinase domain-containing protein 12-like. Gene Ontology annotation, biological process: innate immune response; integrin-mediated signaling pathway. Gene Ontology annotation, molecular function: integrin binding; metallopeptidase activity. The record is from RefSeq and is a predicted model, not a curated record. NCBI's taxonomy places the organism in Eukaryota, Metazoa, Chordata, Chondrichthyes, Orectolobiformes, Rhincodontidae. The transcript is spliced from 6 exons. The coding region runs from base 30 to 767 and encodes 245 amino acids.